AUGGUAGAAGGCGUUUCUGAAAAUGAUAAUAUACAUACAGAAGAAGCUUAUAAGCCUAACGUCAGAUGGGCUAUACCGCAAAAACUGGAUAACUUAACUUUUGUUGGGAAGGACGUAUGCGCUGUAGCUUUUGAUAUUUAUAUAAUAUUUUUCAAUUUUAAAACAAAUACUGAGCUCGUGUAUACGGCUAAUAGCGAUGACAAAGGAGACGGUGUUGAUGUGAUUGCAGAUCCAGAUGUUAAUCGUUACAAGGGGCUGUGCAUGAUGGAAUCCGACCUUAUAGCUGGUUUCAGCGGAUUUCCUAAUUACCUCAUGUCUGUGUGGAGCUGGCGAACACACCAAAGGCUUAUCUCCAUUUCUACAGAUGUGAUUCGUCGCAAGCAGAUUUAUAUGGCGAGCCGUACUCAUAUGAUGAUAUGUCAAUGUUGGGGAGAAGGUAUUACAAUUUGGGAAGUAGCGCAAUGCUACAAACGUUGCUUCGUAAUGAAACGUACCAAGGAAGAAGUUACGGGAUGGGCAGUGUCAGAACCUAAACUCGUAGGAACAUGCUGGAGCAACGAAGGACAGUUGUAUGCUAUUGAUGAAAAAGCUAACCUGUAUAGUUUGCUGUCCGAUGGUAUAGGCAUGGUAUCUAAUUUGGACUGGUCGGACAACCUUAAAGGUACUCGAAUGCCAUGCAUGUGUUCUUUCAGUAAUGGCAUCUUGAUCUACGGUCCUGAUAAAUGUAUACGGUCUCUCAAAAAGGCAGAACACAAGUGGCAAGUUGUUUGGAAAUACACACCAGAAGACGACGUGGAACGCCUAGUGUCGAAUUCGACAUCAGACAUGGCCGUCAUGUGGACGAAGAAAGGCUUUGUAUAUAAAAUAAUCGGUGAAUCCGAGGAAAACAUUGAAGUGAAGCUAUUUAGUUUAAAGCAAAGAAAUAUUAUAAAUAUUCGAUUAAUUGCCCCAGAACAUACGUACAUCGCCGCAAUGAAUGAUUCAGGCGUUUUAUGUAUUUACGAGGCAAUAACUGCAGAAUUGGUACUUGUGAAAUAUAUCAGCGGAGACGAUGUUUCCUUUGAAACAAGCCCAGUAGACCCUUUAAUAGUUAUUUUUGGAGAAGUAGGCAAUAACUACGGAAUUGCUCUGUAUACCUUUAGUUUAAAGACGGGCUUAGAAAAAGUUGGCAGCAUGUGUCUUACCCACCAAAUCGUGUCUCGUGUGGUAUUCUCACCAACAGGAAGGGAAUUAGUUGCUGCUGCUAUGUCAGCUGGCCAUAUAUUUAUCUUGAAGUUGUCAGAAAAUUAUUCACUUAGCUUAAUUAGAUACACGGAAUUAGGACGUGGUCUUGCAGAUUGUUUCCUGAUGAAAGUAGGAGAAUCAAUCAGAGCAUUUAGCCUGGUGCUAUUCUCGGAUAAAUAUGCUAUAGGUGAACGUAUAAUCUGCAUGAAUGCGGAGACGGGCAAGGAUAAUAAGUUUGCAGGAAAAAUGGCUGGUCCUUAUGCACAGUUGGUUCCUUUGAAGACUCGUGAUACAGCUCUCGCAGUACCACAUCUCACCUCACAGAUGCACGUGCUGAAACUCUCUGGGGAGAAAGGUAUAACAGUUUCCGUAAAAAUGGGCCCGAUAAUAGAGACGGGGCAUCACCUCAAGCAAUUUAUUGCAUUUAUCAACACCGGAGCUUUGCUAACAUAUGGCGCUGAUGGAACAGUCAUCUUACGAGAACCUACUGCACCUGACGAAUACGAGCUUCAACUUAUCGUGACGCAUAGAUACGAAAGUGGCGUAAAACAGGCAGUAAUCGACGCAGAUAACCGUUACAUUGUUUCUCUCGCGAAUAAUAAGGCCUUAGCUGUUCAUUUCUUGCAUGAAGAAAAAUCACAACGUCGCGAGCUGCAGCACACGCCUGUACACCUAAGCCUUUUCAAUAAAAGCACUAAUAUUAUUACCAUCAUCGGCGAAAAUGAUAAAAACUAUUUGGACCUGCAAGAAGAUAAGAAAGUUAAAGAAGAAGCUAUGGAUUAUAAGAAACAACGUGAUGAACUUGUAAAAUCAUUAGAGUCGAUACAGUCCCGAGUAGUUCACUUACUCGAAGAAAAUCUCGCUGAAUGUCCGCUUCACCAGCUUUCCCUGUCUGAAUUCAACCUUCAUGUUGAACAUAAGAAAGAACGAAUUAAACAGGCGGAGAAAGAACGUGAACAAAUUCGUCUCGAAACCGAAGCUCGUAUCCGUGCGCAGGAUAAAGUGACGGCGUGGAUAAAAAGCCAGUGCUGGGACACAAUGCUCUCCCCACGAGUUAAACUGUUUGCCAUAUUCAGUCAUUAUCAGGUAGAGAACUACGCGGUAUUGCCGACUCAACGCGACAAGUGGCCAGAGUUGCAGCAGAUAGAGGCUCUGCGUAGCGUUGAAAUGGAAAACGCUGCUGACGUGUUCCGGCCGUGGGAGGAGCCUGUUGAACGACAGAGUGUGGAGGAGACUUCAAUAAAAAUCGGGCCGGCGUCAUCAAUAUCAUUAAAGGAAGUCCGCAAAAGUUUGGAGAGUCAAAUGAUGGCGGAAGUGUUGGAGCAAGAUGAUUCAGUGGAAGGAGAACCCUACGUUCUUGCAGGCUCUAAUGCACAUCGCUUCAUCGAGAUACCAACGUUCAUGAUCCCGCAGACUAUGGCAUUUAGCUUUCUGCAGAUGAACUGGUUGCAGCAUAUUGUUAAAUUAAAGGUUCAAAAUAUGAGACUAUGGUUUAACAAGCAAUUUGACGAUUUGAUGGGUCAGAAAAAACGAGAGGUUGGUCUCGUAGAGGAGAGAAAUGCUCGCCUUCGUUUCAUAAUAGAUGAAUUGAACAAACUCUCGGAUUUACGUGGAAGCUUUCAUCAUCUAGCUAUAGAGAUCCGUAGUCCCGACUGGCGACAGGAGGAGCAACCACAAAAACUAAUUAAAGUUGAUCCUGAAGAGUGUAGCAUCGAGCCAUACGUGAGUCCAAGCCAAGUGGUGAUCCCGCCGCCGGAGCCCAAACCCAAGGAUGAUUUCCGCGAGCGAGCGCUCAUGUACAUGAUGGACGGCGUACUAGAGAAACUCUGGCACGAGGAGAUAAAAAAGCCUAUACCAAUGCCACUUUGUAUGUUGGAGAAAGAUCCCGAACACUUUAAUGAAGAUGACUUACGGCUGGUAUUUGAGUAUGAAGCAAAAGUCGCUGCCAGAAAUGAAGAGAGAGACAAAUAUCGCAAAAUGCUCCAUGCAGAAUACGCGAAGCUGUCACAAGUUCUUAAUGAAGGAGUUGUAAAAUUUAAUCAAAAAGUGAAAGAAAUGUGGUUAACAAAAUUAAAAGUUGACUCAGUGAUUGGUCAAGAAAAUCUAAAUUUAAUGCGUUUACGCAGAACCAAUUUAGACCGUGUUGAGAUGGCAGAAAAAUUAGAAGAAAUGAGGGAUGAUAUAAAAAAAUAUGAAGGAGAAGUGGAAAUAUUACAAAAAGAACUCCAUUUAAUACAAGAGCAAAGCGAAGAGUGUCAGGCGACUUAUGAUAGUCUUACGCAAAAGGACAAGUACCUAGAUCGUACCUUUAAGAAUCACUUUGCUGAUCUCUCGCCGAUUAUUGUGGAUCAAUGUUAUAAAUUUUUUAAGAAAAGACCAAAAUGGCACCAACGUGCCACAAUGAUUCCGGUGGUUCUCUACGAUUUAGCGAAUGCCGUACUUACCGGUGUCCGUCCACCGCUUCUACAUACAGACUGUGUGGAGUUCUUUAAGGGGGUUGAAGUGUUGGAUCAAAUGAGCAACAUGCCACCUGUAAUGGAUGAAGGACUCUGGAUAACGAUGUGUAAACUUCGACGUGCUAAAAUUGAGAACGAAAUAAGGAUGCGGGCGAUAGCACAGGAGAUGUCAUACGUGGAGUGCGCGGCGGCCACGUGGCGCGCCGCCGCCGCCGCGCGAAGGCAGCGCCUGGCGCGCGCCACCGACCUCGUCGCGCAACACCGGGAACAAGUUGAAUUGACUGCUCGGAACAAUACUAUUCAGUUGGUACUGCCAGCGGGACAAGUGGAGAUAAUAACGACAGGCCACAUGGAGGAUUAUGAAGAUGCCACACUUAUACUACGCGAAGAGAUAGAAAAAGUUAAUAAUGUCAUACUGAAAGUAGGUGAUUGGAAACUGAAAAUGAUGAAAAAGCAGAUAGAGUUCCGUAAAGGAAUCCUAUCAAAAGAAUGGGAACAUGCGCAGAUGAAAAUGAAAUUGCGUCAUAUGGAACAAGAGCUGUACUCUUAUCAAAGACUAAAGGUACCAAAAGAAUUGCAAAGCUAUCUUAAGAAUAAGGAACUUGGUUACACCGAUGAGCAAGAUUAUGUUAAAAUGGAGAAAGAAAUGGAAGCAUCAAAAAUAUCAGUCAACAAGAUCCUUAAUGAACAAAUACGCCAAGUUGAGGAGCUGGAGUUGAAAAUGAACGAAUUAGAAGCGCAAGCGCAACAGCUGGAGAAGUUAAUAGUAGCGCUCAAUGUUAAAGUAUCGGAAAAGAAGCUUAACGAAGACCCACUGGAACCGAUCCGAAUCAGACGCAUCUUCAAGAAGCGCAUGGAGACUCUCGUACAGCGCAGCCAGCUGAUCCGCGAGGUGCAGAGCAACCACACGCGCGUGGUGCUGCUGCAGACCGAGCUCGAGCUGCUGCGGCUGAAGACCUACCCCACGCUAGCCAGCUUCCGAACUAUUACC
Messenger RNA from Brenthis ino (lesser marbled fritillary), 4671 nucleotides. The record is from the annotation of a GenBank genome assembly. NCBI's taxonomy places the organism in Eukaryota, Metazoa, Arthropoda, Insecta, Lepidoptera, Nymphalidae.